Molecule: messenger RNA, 2309 nt
Organism: Trichomycterus rosablanca
Lineage: Eukaryota; Metazoa; Chordata; Actinopteri; Siluriformes; Trichomycteridae
Gene: ppfibp2a
Product: PPFIA binding protein 2a
Exons: 20
Coding region: 35-2032 (665 amino acids)
Biological process (GO): neuromuscular junction development
Cellular component (GO): presynaptic active zone
Molecular function (GO): protein binding
Source: RefSeq, a predicted model, not a curated record
UGAGGUUUCCUAUCUGAAACUGAAGCUGGUUGGCAUGGAGGAAAAGCAGAAUCACAGUGUAGAGAGACAACACAAAGCUGAGGGCCUGUUCCAAGAGCUAAAACUGCUCAAAAAUAAAGUGGAGGAGCUUGAGGAUGAAAAGUUGCAGUACGAGCGAAAACUUAAGGCUACAAAGGUCGAGAUCUUAAACCUUCAGCACCUGCUUCAGUGUAAAAAUGCUGAGAUCGAGAACCUUCAGGCCCAGCUCCUGUCCAGAUCCCCUGUGUCCAUGGACAGCUCAGAAAGAGAGGAGAUAUACAGAAGACGUCUCAACACCAAACAUCAGGAAUUACAGAAGUUAAAAGCUGGAAUGGAAUUAUUAAUUGCAGCAAAUGAUGAAAAGGAUAAACGUAUAGAAGAACUCUCCAUUCUCCUGAGCCACUGCAGGCAGUUUCGAGAUGGCAUGACCUUGAUUCAGAACACUGCUGCAGCACAGAGUGGAAGUGAGGAGGACGAGCAAAAUGGAGGAGUGAAGUUGAGGGCUCUUACUGUCAAUUCUGAGAAGGAGACAGAAUCCAAAUCACAAAAAUCACAUCUGUCCAGCAGUGUGGAGGACUUGAAAGAUGAAGCAGCACAAAAGCCCAUAAAUGAGACUCCUGUAGAACCUGUUUGCUCAGAGGAGAAUCAGACCUCGCAGUCUAAGCUGCAGAAUACAAACUGUGUUCUUAUAGAGGGUGGCAAAAGUGACUCUUCAGAACCAAAGUCCCAAGAUGAAAGCGAGGACGGAGACCAAAACCUGAGAAAGUCAGAGAAAACAGAGAACACAUCUGAUCAUUCACCCUCAUCAUCAUCUGGUUUGGAUUCAGGCCAACAUUCGCCUGUCUCACAGGAAAACAUAAAGAACAACAGGAGCAUACGCAAACUCUGGGGAAAGAUCAAGAGAACACAAUCGGGGGGUCUGCACAAUGAUGAUCUAGAACCCACUGAGUUUAGAAGAGGCGGAUUUAGAGCCACUGCGGGACCCAGACUGGCUCGAACCCCUGAAUCAGGCCGCUCAGUUCGAGACAUGACUGUACCCUUCUCUAAGUGGACCACAGAACAGGUCUGUGGUUGGCUGGAUGACUCUGGACUCGGGCAGUAUGUUAAUUUGGCACGUCAGUGGGUGAUCAGUGGGCAAACUCUACUCUCUGCUACACCACAGGAAUUUGAAAAGGAGAUGGGCAUCAGACAUCCUCUACACAGAAAGAAGUUGCAGUUGGUACUCAGGUCAUUUAGCAACAAGGCGAUGGAGAAAUCAUCUGAACUUGAUCACAUCUGGGUAACACGCUGGCUGGAUGACAUUGGUUUACCUCAGUACAAAGACCAGUUCCAUGAGAGCAGGGUAGAUGGCAGGAUGCUUCAGUAUUUGACAGUGAAUGACCUUUUGUUCCUGAAAGUCACCAGUCAGCUUCAUCAUCUCAGCAUCAAAUGUGCCAUCCAUGUUCUCCACGCCAACAAGUUUAACCCCCACUGUCUGCGGCGCAGACCUGGAGACGAGAAUAAAACGUCUCCCUCUGAGGUUAUGCAGUGGUCUAAUCAUCGGGUGAUGGAGUGGUUGCGUGCUGUAGAUUUAGCUGAAUACGCUCCUAAUCUCAGAGGCAGUGGAGUCCAUGGAGGCCUCAUAAUUUUGGAGCCUCGUUUUAACUCUGAAACCUUGGCCUUGUUGCUGAACAUCCCACCUCAGAAGACCCUUCUAAGACGUCAUUUAGCCACGAACUUCAACUCUCUGGUGGGAGCCCAGGCUCAGCAGGAGAAACGAGAGUAUGCAAAUGCAAGUGGGCACACGCCUCUCACCACUACUGCUAAAGUCAGGCCAAAGAAGCUUGGCUUUACCAACUUCGGCCAUUUGAGGAAAAGGAGGCAAGAUGAUUCAGCAGACUAUAUUUGCCCAGUAGAAAUGGGAAACUCACCAAUUCUGAAUGGUACAACUCACCAGCUCCAGCAAAGCUUCAGGGGUUUGAGCCCAAUCACGGACAAAGACUCUAGUAAGGUGGAUCAAAAUGGGCUAAAAUGAUGAUUAGAACCUUCAACCAGUGUAUAGUUUCUUUUUUGCUGUGCUUCAUCUCCUGGCAUUGUUUUUUUCUAUUCGGAUGGUUAGCAUCAGUGAAAAUCACAUACAUGCUGCUUGAUGAAUUAUAAGAAAAAAACUGCAUUAAUUCUUUUGGGAAACAUGCAGAAUUGUUGUAUUAUACAUUAUGAUGCUAUUUAAUUAUAUUGACUGUGUAUAUUUUUGGCAUGAUGAAUGGCUGGAACCUGAAUUUACUGGUGUAUAAUUCAUUCAUUCAUUAAAG